GGAGGGCAGUGAAUGGAGUCCCCUGCCGUGGUCUUCAAUAGCAGUGGCCAACAACGCCCGUGUCGCUUCGCAUUCGCAAGAACUCAGGUGAGGGGAGAGGUGAGGAGAGCCCGAUCGUCGGGGUGGAGCAAGAGCAAUGCCGCCGAAGCGGGGUCGAGCGAGGAAGAGAGAUGAGCGGAUAUACGCGGCCAUCGACCACUUCGUCGCCAUGGGGUACACGGAGCGCCAAGUCCGCGCCGCCGUCACUGCGCUCCUCAAGGUGUACCUGGGCACUUAUGCGUGGUUCUUCCUGGAGGACUCCUCCUUCCUCGUCGUCCAGGAAAAGCUCCUGGAGAUGGAGGACGAGGAGAAGAAGUUACUGUCACUGGAGCAGGUGGCCCAGGAUGAGCUGGAGCAGCCUCAGCAACAAGAACCUGCAGUGGAUGAGCUAUCACCAGAAAAUAGCAUGCCAGUCUUAGAAGUGCACAGUGCGGUGCCAGCUGGGACUCACUCAUCAGAUGAUGAUGCCGAAGAUCCCAUGGUCAUAGAACCACCUGCCCUUGAAGCUGUAGUGCCAUUUGCUGAAGCUACAAGGACUGGUGAAACAAGGCGUCCUUGUUAUGGAUGGCUUAGUGAGUCAGAAGAUGAGGAACAACAAACCAGUCAGCAACAAGAGGUGCAUGUUCUGAGUCCAGGAGGUGGCUCAAUUUGCAAGAGGAAGUAGCUUGAGUAGAUGUGAUGUGCAACCCUAUCAACUGGCUUAAAUUGAGGGCAGUGUGGUGUUUUGCUUGAAAUUGAGGACUGUUGAACCAGGAGUAACCUCGGAAAAGAUUAGUUAUGAUGAAAUUAGGUACAAAAUCUUCAAUUUACAGCCUUGUGUAAUGCAUGUAUUGGAGAGUCUGUGGUGCAGAGCAGAACAGUGAAGGUCUCUUAUAGUUGGGUUGCCAGCCAAGGACUCACCCAUGGAGAUACCUUAUCUAUUGCAGAUGGACUGAUGGCUUUAUAUGGUGUUCCUAAUGUAGACAAUCCAUAAUUCCGUAUGUUGUUGGUUAAGGUUAAUCCUCGCAUUGGGAUUGGCAUGUAUCUUUUGUUAAUCUAAAUCAUUGUCAAGAAUGCAAGGGGACCAUGUGAUGCUAACUUGAACGAGUGUUUAACUUUGGAUACUGCUGUUUUGUUCAACUUGGUGUUGGUAUGUGGAAUGUUAAAGAGUUUCUUAAAAUUUAUAAAGUGGUUACAAGAUAUUGUGUUGA
Panicum virgatum (switchgrass) is the source of this 1229-nucleotide messenger RNA. RefSeq lists its product as uncharacterized. Bases 137 to 703 code for a protein of 188 amino acids. Lineage: Eukaryota; Viridiplantae; Streptophyta; Magnoliopsida; Poales; Poaceae. The record is from RefSeq and is a predicted model, not a curated record. The transcript has 4 exons.